AUGAACGGGAUGACGUUCAGCGAGUUGAUGUACCUGUUCUGCUGCCCACCCCUGCCAUCCCGCAUCGCCGCCAAGCUGGCGUUCCUUCCGCCGCCAAUUACUUACGACUUCACGCCGGUCGACAGUGGUGAGACCAAGUACCAUAUCAAGUUCAACGACAAGGCCGAGUGGCAGUACACUGACAGUGACGUGCAGAACAUCGAGGGAUUCUACGCUCGCACGUCCCGUGGAAAUCGCAUAGCGUGUAUAUUUGUGCGAUGCUGUCCCAAUGCCCGAUACACCAUACUGUUCUCGCAUGGAAAUGCCGUCGACUUGGGCCAAAUGAGCAGCUUCUACCUAGGACUGGGUAUGAGAAUCAACUGCAACAUAUUCAGCUAUGACUAUUCCGGUUACGGCAUCAGCAAGGGUAAGCCAACCGAGAGGGACUUGUAUGCCGACAUUGACGCUGCUUGGCAAACAUUGAGGACUACCUAUGGAAUCAGCCCUGAGAACAUUAUACUGUACGGCCAAAGCAUUGGUACCGUGCCCACUGUCGACUUAGCGUCUAGAUAUGAAGUGGGAGCUGUAGUCCUUCAUUCGCCUUUGACAUCCGGCAUAAAAGUAGCGUUUCCUAGGUCCAAAAGGAAAUGGUUCUUUGACGUGUUUACCAGUAUCGAUAAGGUAUCAGAAGUUAAUUCACCCGUGCUCGUCAUACACGGAACACACGACGAAGUAAUUGAUUUUUCACACGGUGUCGCUAUUUAUGAAAAAUGUCCUAAAGCAGUUCCACCAUUAUGGGUUGAGGGUGCUGGACACAAUGAUGUAGAAUUGCAUAAUGUUUAUUUGGAAAGACUUAAACAAUUUGUUACUACUGAACUGCUCAACUGA
Messenger RNA from Macrosiphum euphorbiae (potato aphid), 867 nucleotides. The record is from the annotation of a GenBank genome assembly. NCBI's taxonomy places the organism in Eukaryota, Metazoa, Arthropoda, Insecta, Hemiptera, Aphididae.